Messenger RNA from Euleptes europaea (tarantolino), 1262 nucleotides. It is a transcript of the gene BHLHE40, whose product is annotated as basic helix-loop-helix family member e40. The record is from RefSeq and is a predicted model, not a curated record. The transcript has 5 exons. Lineage: Eukaryota; Metazoa; Chordata; Lepidosauria; Squamata; Sphaerodactylidae. Gene Ontology annotation, biological process: regulation of neurogenesis; anterior/posterior pattern specification; regulation of transcription by RNA polymerase II. Bases 1 to 1236 code for a protein of 411 amino acids. Gene Ontology annotation, cellular component: nucleus. Gene Ontology annotation, molecular function: RNA polymerase II cis-regulatory region sequence-specific DNA binding; protein dimerization activity; DNA-binding transcription factor activity, RNA polymerase II-specific.
AUGGACAGGAUCACCAGCGCCCAGCCGCCUCCACCUUGCCUGGGCAAGCUGCCUGCCCUAGACAGCAGCGAAAUGCAGGGGUUGGAUUUUGCUCACAUGUAUCAAGUUUAUAAGCCCAGAAGAGGGUUGAAAAGAGGGGACGACAGUAAGGAGACCUAUAAGUUGCCCCACAGGCUGAUUGAAAAGAAAAGGCGUGACAGGAUUAAUGAAUGCAUUGCCCAGCUGAAAGAUCUUUUACCAGAACAUCUCAAACUUACAACUUUAGGUCACUUGGAAAAGGCCGUUGUUCUUGAACUUACCUUGAAGCAUGUGAAAGCACUAACCAGCCGCAUUGAACAACAACAGCAGCAAAUCAUUGCUCUGCAGAAAGGUUUACAUGCUGAUGAGCUGCCACCAAGGAGCCUUGAGUCUAGCCAGGAGAUGUUUCGAUCUGGUUUCCAGAUGUGUGCCAAAGAAGUGCUGCAAUAUGUGGCAAACCAUGAGUCUAGCAAGGAUCUGAAAUCUUCCCAGCUCAUUAGCCACCUACAAAGAGUCGCCUCCGAAGUUCUUCAGAGCGGAGCCGGCAGAAAAUCUGGAGAGGCUGUUCCUAAAUUGGUGGACUUGAAGGAAAAUUCCGGCUCCUUGACCAAAGCAGCUGAGGCACACGGGAGAAACUGCGUGCCAGUGAUUCAGAGGACUUUUGCCCAUUCCAGCGGAGAACAAAGUGGCAGUGACACAGACACGGACAGUGGAUAUGGGGGAGAGCUGGAAAAAAGUGACUCCAAAUCUGACCUUCAGUAUUUCAAGAAGGAUGCUGAGCUCAAAUACUCUGUCCAAGAAAGACUCAGUUCUAUCAAACAGGAAGACGAGGACCCCCCUGCCAAAAGGACCAGGAUGGAGACGUCAGAGGAUGAUGGCCGUUUUAGUAACGAUGUCCUCGGCUCCCCAAGCAGUUUCUUGGGCCCUCACCAGCCUCCUCUGUGCCUGCCUUUGUAUUUGAUCCCACCCUCUGCAACAGCAUACCUGCCUAUGUUGGAGAAGUGUUGGUAUCCAGCCUCCAUGCCUCUCUUGUAUCCAAGUCUCCCAGCGUCCACUGCAGCCCUUUCGGGGUUCAUGAACCCUGAUCAAAUCUCUUCUUCUUUACUGAUGUCUCAGCGGCUCCCUUCUCCAGUACCAUCUCAUUCCCCCAUGGACUCCGCUGCUCUGCUUCAUGCCUUGGGGCAGAUGUCUCCUUUGAAUUUGGAAACCAAAGAGUAGAUAGGAGGGAGGGCUUUCUGUUGAGA